ACCAAGAAAGUUUGAGGCCUUUGUGCCGAUUCCUCACCCAAACAAAAACAAUCUUCGAAAUCCAAUCUCAGCCAAUCAUCUUCCACAAAAUUCCCAUAAAAUAUAUACUUACACUGAAUCGAUGUCCCUUCUGGACAGUAGCAGGCCAUCUCUGUCCCUCCACCAUGCCUGCAGCUGCUUUUCCUUCUUCUUUCUGCUUCUCCUCUCAUGAACUCUCUGCUUCUCCCUCAAAUUCCCAGCAACCGAACACUUUCUUGGCCGCCAAACCCAAAAGCCUCUUCCACAAGCAUCCUCUCUACACGCCGCUUCAUUCCACUCUGUCUUCCCAAAUCAAAGAGAAAAUCCUCUGCCUUGAAAUCAUGGGUGUGGAUGCUGGAAAGGCUCUUUCCCAGAAUCCUUCUCUCCACUCUGUAACUCUUGAAUCCAUUCAUUCUGUGAUAUCCUUUCUCCAAUCCAAAGGAAUUCACCAAAAGGACUUCGCCAAGAUCUUUGGAAUGUGUCCCAAAAUCCUCACGUCUGAUGUUAAAGCUGACUUAAUCCCAGUUUUCAGUUUCCUGUCAGAAGACCUUAAAAUCCCAGAUCAGAAUUUCAGAAGGGUCAUUAACAAGUGCCCUAGAUUGCUUGCUUCAAGUGCCAAAGACCAGCUGAAACCAGCUUUGUUUUACCUACAAAGACUUGGGUUUAAGGAUUUGGAGGCCUUGGCUUACCAGGACUCUGCUUUGCUGGUUUCAAGUGUGGAGAAGACCUUGAUUCCCAAACUCAAGUAUUUGCAGAGUUUGGGAUUCUCGAGGAGUGAAACUGUGGGGAUGGUUUUAAGGUGUCCGGCUCUGCUCACUUUCAGUAUUGAAAAUAACUUAAAGCCUAAGUUUGAGUAUUUCUCUGGGGAGAUGCAGAGGAAAGUGGAGGAGCUCAAGGACUUCCCUCAGUAUUUUGGGUUCAGCUUGGAGAAGAGGAUAAAGCCAAGGUAUGUGGAGACAGUGCAGAGUGGAAAGAACGUGGCUUUGCCUCUUAUGCUUAAGGCCACUGAUGAUGAGUUUAAAGAGUUGUUAAGAGAAGAGGGUGGUUGAAUCUCUCUCUCUUUCUCUUCUUUGUGGCUUAUAGAAAGGGAGGCUGAUCUUUUCUGUUCUUGCCCCAUUAUGUUUUACUCUGUAAAUCACUAUGACUUAUAAAAGCUUCAUGAGCAGUGGCAGUUCAUCAUGAUAUGGGUUUUUCU
Molecule: messenger RNA, 1213 nt
Organism: Cucurbita pepo subsp. pepo (vegetable marrow)
Lineage: Eukaryota; Viridiplantae; Streptophyta; Magnoliopsida; Cucurbitales; Cucurbitaceae
Product: transcription termination factor MTEF1, chloroplastic
Biological process (GO): regulation of DNA-templated transcription
Molecular function (GO): double-stranded DNA binding
Source: RefSeq, a predicted model, not a curated record